CGCGAGCUGGAGCUAGUGAGCCGCCUUGAGUCUCGUCCUCUUAUUGAGGGCUGUAAGAGAUAAUUCUACACAAUUCUUUUUGAAAGUAAAAUAAUGUUGGUUCUUUCACGAUAAUACGCCUCUGGCUUAGUGUUCAACCAAGCUUGUUCGAGAAGCCAUGAGCUGGCACACAUCCAGCCGUCGAUCUACCGUUGCUCCGAAUCCUGGCCAAUCGCGUUUCCGAGUUCCUAGCCGCCCUAGGCUCAACGCCACUCUGGCUCUUCGCUCGGCUUUCCUCCUCCAAUCCACCUUCUUCCUAGUCGCGUCCACCGCACUAGGCGCCGCAGGAAGCGGCGGGUUGGGACGCCAUAGAUCGCGGGAGGUCCGACGCCUCGAGCAGCCAAUCACACGCACACAGCUGGCACCUAUUAGCCUGAGCUUCUUUGCGGAAGUUUUUGGAGUAGACGUGAUUAAAGACAAUGAGGUGGGCGGCAAGGGAGGGAAGAAGCGAAGGGAGCAGGUGGCGUUGCCGAAUUUAGGGUGUAAAGGCGCGAUUUGCCCUGAGUUUUCGGGGUGCGGGCAGGGGAUACGGGCGUGCUGGAAUCCGGAAGUCGUGGACGGGCAGGUGAAUGAUAGCGGAGAGGAAGCCACGACCACUCAGGUAACACCGGCAGCACCAGCAGCACCAGCCACAGCAGCACCAGCAGCACCAGCCACAGCAGCACCAGCAGCACCAGCAGCACCAACAACACCAGCAACAGCAGCACCAGCAACAGCAGCACCAGCAACAGCAGCACCAGCAACAGCAGCAACAGCAGGGCCAGCAGCACCAGCAGCAACAGCAACAGCAGCAACAGCAACAGCAGCAACAGCAGGACCAGCAGCACCAGCAGCAACAGCAACAGCAGGACCAGCACACACAAAACCAGCAACAGAAGCACCAGCAGAACCUGCAGCACCAGCAGAACCUGCAGCACCAGCUGCUGCCAUACUUCCCUCUGCGUCCCACGCGCCAACUAGAAGGCGGUUGGUGGUGCAGCAAGGCGUAGCAACAACAAGCGGUGCUGUGCGGUUGAGAUGCCCUCCCAUCGUUCCCUGGGAGGGCGUGCAAGGCAUGGUGUUGCUUCCCAACUGCUCCUUCGCCAUCGCCUCUCAAGAGCAUGGGCUGAAGGCAUGGCAAGGGGGAGCAGAGAAACAACUCAAGGAUACCAAGGGCGAACGAGUGGGUGCUGAAGAGGGGGAAGUAGAGGGGGAGGCGGAAGAAGAGGAGGAAGCGGAAGGGGUGAGGGUGGAGGGCGGGGAGGGGGGGGUGCGGGAUGGGGGGGGAAGGGGGUGGGCGGGGCAGGUGGUGGAGCUGAGGGGCGUGUUUGUGGACGGGCGGGGGAGGGUCUUCAACGCCUCGCACCUCUUCUGGCCGGGGGGUUGCGGCAGGCGGGCAGCGCUCAGUGAGCCCUUCACAUACCCAGCAGAAACGCCCAUCACCGUCCAUCCCCUUGCAAUCAACCUAGCCGCACCUCCCUCCAGAUCAAACUCACUCUCUUCUCCCUCCUCUUCCUCCUCUUCCUCCUCCUCUUCUUCCUCCUCCUCUUCCUCCUCCGCCUCCCCCUUUCUCCCCCGCGCCUCGUUCUUCGACCAUCUGGUGCAUCAUCUCCCUCUAUUCAUCCCCCUCGCGCCUCUCCUCCCCCAACUGCUCUCUGAGGGCGCUCGCUUCCUCGUCCAAGAACGCAAGUGGCUUCAUGCCCUGGCACCACACUUCCUAGGAGCCCCGCCCCAUCAGGUCUCCCUGUUGCCUCAACCGGACAAACCAACGCACCUGCUCUUCGUUGAAAGGCUCAUUCAGGUGCUCUUCUAUCAGGUGCUCUUCUAUCAGGUGCUCUUCUAUCAGGUGCUCAUCUAUCAGGUGCUCAUCUAUCAGGUGCUCUUCUAUCAGGUGCUCUUCUAUCAGGUGCUCAUCUAUCAGGUGCUCUUCUAUCAGGUGCUCUUCUAUCAGGUGCUCAUCUAUCAGGUGCUCAUCUAUCAGGUGCUCUUCUAUCAGGUGCUCUUCUAUCAGCCGUCAUUCCAGCACUGCUCUCACCCCUCCCCCUCUCUCCUCUCAUUCCUUCGCUCCCACCACCUCCUCCCCCCCUCGGGCCUCCCCCUCUUCCACGCCAACUGGACUCUCAGGCACCCGCCACCUGUCCCCCUCCCGCCAGCUUGCGCUCCCAUCACCGCUGAUGUGGCAGCUGACUUGGCGGCUGACGUGGCAGCAGCUGCUGUAAAAGAGGGAGAGGCUGACAUUGCGAAGGGCAUCGGGGGGGGUGAUGGAUUCGCGGGGGUUAGGGAGCUUGUGGGGGAGGAGUGGGUGGUGGUGGUGGCGGUGCCACCUGCCGCGAUGUUAUUGGAUAAGAUGGAGGAGAUGGUGGACGGCAUAAUCCAAGAUAACUGGUGGCAUGGGCGGGUGGUGUAUUGGCGAGGAGGCAUGGGGGUGAAGGAAGCCAGGGCUCUCUUCUCUCGCACUCUCCUCCUCGUCGCCCCACCGGGCGAGGCUCUUGACUUCAUUCUCUUCCUGCCUCCUGCCGCUGUUGUCCUAGAGAUUCAACCUUCGACUCAGCCCUCCUCCUCCUCUCCUCCUCUCAUCCCUCCUCCUCCUCCUCCCACCGCACUCUCUCUCACUCCCUCUCCCUCCGCCAUCACACUCUUUUCUGCAAGCUCGUAGACAUUUCUGGGCAGCCCAAAAAACUUUCCUGUGACCAGGUCGUGCUCACCCUCCUCAUGCAAGCCCUCUCGACGGAAGUUUACUUCAGCCCGCACUGCCCAGAGGCAGCCUGGCAGAACGAGCUGCCCUCUGGAGAAACGCCAUACCCGGGUCUCUGAUUCGCGGGCAGAGGCUGGUGAAAAAAUGGAAGGAAUGGGCGGCAUGCGUGGCCGGAAAGGGCAAGUGGGUUCGAAACCCCAAACCACGAAUUCUCCCGUGGGAUUACCGAGGAGUGAGCAAUUACUGCGACAACAAGCACUUGAGCUUGAAUUCGAGCCACAUGGCAUAUGCCAGUCAGGCGGAUGCAUAUGUGAUCGUGGGGCCUGAGGCUAGUAAGGGGUCUGAGGCGAGUAAGGGGUCUGAGGAGAGAGGGGGGUUUGAGGAGAAGGGGUGGUCUGAC
This is a messenger RNA of Closterium sp. NIES-67, 3113 nucleotides long. NCBI's taxonomy places the organism in Eukaryota, Viridiplantae, Streptophyta, Zygnematophyceae, Desmidiales, Closteriaceae. The record is from the annotation of a GenBank genome assembly.